Xiphophorus couchianus (Monterrey platyfish) is the source of this 8900-nucleotide messenger RNA. RefSeq names its product monoglyceride lipase (gene mgll). The transcript has 8 exons. NCBI's taxonomy places the organism in Eukaryota, Metazoa, Chordata, Actinopteri, Cyprinodontiformes, Poeciliidae. The coding region runs from base 196 to 1116 and encodes 306 amino acids. The record is from RefSeq and is a predicted model, not a curated record.
AAGGAUGGGAGUGUGUGUGAACAGUUAUUUAGUUUCUUCCCUAACGUCGCUCACCGCAUUCUUGUCUUGACUGGAGGCGAACGGAAAGCGAUUUACACACAGAGAGAGAGAGAGAGAGAGAGAGAGAGGGGGGAAUCAGAGACAGAUUGGAGCUGAAACUUGGCUGCAGACGCUCCUUGUGCAGACGGACCCUCCAUGCCGGAGCCGGGAGAUGCUCCGCGGCGAAGCCCGCAGGGAGUCCCCUACACCGAGCUGCGACACAUCGUCAACGCCGACGGACUGCACCUGUUCUGCCGCUACUGGGAGCCCGCAAGUCCGCCAAGGGCUCUGGUGUUUAUUGCUCAUGGAGCGGGAGAGCACAGUGGGCCAUAUGAAGAAAUUGCACAGAGACUGAAAGAGCGGUCCCUGCUGGUGUUUGCUCAUGACCACGUUGGCCAUGGUCAGAGUGAAGGAGAGAGGAUGAACAUCAGGGACUUUCAGAUUUACAUCAGGGAUUCCCUGCAGCACAUUGACCUCAUGAAGUCCCGGCAUCCGGAUCUUCCCGUCUUUAUUGUGGGCCACUCCAUGGGUGGCGCUAUCUCCAUCCUCACUGCCUGUGAAAGACCCAAUGAUUUCACUGGACUGGUCCUGAUAAGCCCGAUGGUCCAGAUGAACCCAGAAUCUGCGACGCCCUUUAAGGUUUUCGUGGCGAAGCUCCUGAACCACAUGCUGCCGAGCCUCUCUCUGGGAUCCAUCGAGUCCAAAUGGAUCUCACGGGACAAAAAGCAGGUUGAGGCAUAUGACAAUGAUGAGCUGAACUACCAUGGCAGGUUACGGGUGUCGUUUGGCAUCCAGCUGAUGGCGGCGGCCGAGAGGAUCGAGAGGGCGAUCCCAUCCAUCAGCUGGCCCUUCCUGCUCCUCCACGGCGACGUUGACAAGCUCUGUGACAUCCGAGGCUCUAAGAUGAUGCAUGAGAAAGCUGCAAGUUUGGAUAAAAAGCUAACGAUCUUUGAAGGAGGAUACCACGCUCUCCAUCAUGACCUCCCUGAAGUGGCCGAGACUGUGCUGAAGGACGUGACGAGCUGGAUCACAGAUCGACUCCCUCCAGCAUCGAUGCCACCGCAGCAAGGCUCGUAGAUCUCCAACGUAAAAAAAAAAAAAAAAAGAACUCAGUCAGCGCUCCAAGGAGACUCCCAAACCUUAUCCCACCAGGCGUACAUCCUUUCCCGAAGCCAUGUGAGGCGCAACACUUCUUUCUUGUCCAAGGGAGGUGUUUGAGCUCACUGAUCUGACAUCGUGUUUUCUGUCUGAAGGGUUUACUAACAUCAUUUCCCAUCUUCUUUAAGAAGAUGAUGCCAUCACAAACUCUGAUCCUAGAAACUCAGCAAAAAUAAAAAAUUCUUAGCAGAAUCUACAAUCAGGGAUGUGCCUCAUGCGGUCCAGCCAGUGGGUGUGUUGGUUUUGUCAUCAUCUCCUGGUCUCCUGCGCUGCUCGAGUGAAGUUGAAAUCACAUUAAGCUAUGGUUCUAAGUGCAAUAAUGACAUUAUCCUGUAUUAGUUACUGAAUUGAUCUUUUAGAUACUAAUAUCAAAUGUAACACCUUGCGUGAUCCGAAGAAAUAGCACUUGCUUUUCCGUCCCUCAAUCUGCAAUACAUCAAAAGGUCAAGUUGCUGUCUGAUCUCUGCUAGGGGGGAUGGCUAAGGUCACCUCAAACUGUUAAUAACUGGUUUCUCCAAUAUUCCAAUAUAAACGCCAUAAAUCUUUCUGAGUUCACUUUAUAUUCAUAAAAAAUCCUAUCUUUUCUUGACUUCUUUCAUAUGUUUCCUUUGGUCUGAAGAGAGAAGGUCUAAUAAACAGCUCAAAAUCAAUGCUUCUUCAAUAAAGAAGAUUCAGACAUGUUUUUUGUUUUUAGCUAGUAGAUUUGAAGACAUUUUAUAUAUGGCACUGUUUACCUUUUUUUUAAAUAAAUGAGUGCUUUCAAUGACAGAGUCGUGAGCACAAUCGUUUCUAGGAGGCAAAUUAACCAGGUGAUGUUGUUGUGACUAUCUCUGCAGAUGGGGCCUCAUACUGAGAGGUCAAAGGUCAAAUGUUUUGACCCCUUUAAGGCCACGGUUGACUUCACUAUUAGUGAUUCAUGUAGCAUCUGUUUGGUGAAUAGGGAAUACCUCACAGCUGUGAAAGGAAUUAACAUGGUUCUCUCGGGGGAAGCUCCACUGUCUCACAAAACGAAUCAUACCCUUGAAUUUAGUCAGAUUUUGUCAAGCACAAACCGAAACGUAUUCUGUUGGAUUUCUGUGUGAUAGAACAACACAAAGUAGCGGCUAAGUGGGAAGUUGAACAAAUCUGAACGGUCAAUACUCUGUUGAAGCACCUUUUGUGUAAUUGCAGAGCAGAUCUUUUGAGGUCGCUGCCAGCUUUGCACAUGACAAUUUUUGCACAUUCUUGUAGGCAGUAUAGCUCAAGUUCAGUCAGAUGGUGGCCAUAAAUGAUCGUCAAUUCAAGUCUUCCCUCAGAUAGAUUCUUAGUUGGAUUUAGGUCUCGACUUUGACUGGGCUAUUCUAACACAUGAACAUACUUUGAUGUGAACCAUUACGCUGCAGCUCUGGCUCUACAUGGUUAGUUGUUCUGUUGGAAGGUGAACCUCUGGCUCAGUCUCAGGUCUUUUGCUGUCUAUAAAAGGUUUUAUUCCAGGUUGACCCUGUCUAUAGCUCCACACUCUUCCCAUCAACUUUGCCUAGUUUCUCUGUCGCUGCUGGAAAUAUCAGCCCCGAAGCAUGAUGUUGCCACCACCAUGUUUCCCUGUGAAUACGCAUGUUCUCGGUGAUGUGCAGUGCCUCCACAGGAGGCAUUUUCCAUGUCAACCACAAAGUUCAAUGUUUGUCUAAUCUAACUUGGACUCCAUUUGUUACAUGUUUGUCCCCUAAAUACCAUCCAUCCAUCCAUCCAUCCAUUUUCUUACACCCUUGUCCCUAGUGGGGUCGGGAGGUGCUGGUGUCUAUCUCCAGCUAACGUUCUGGGCGAGAGGCAGGUUUCACCCUGGACAGGUCGCCAGUCUGUCGCAGGGCAACACAGAGACAGACCGGACAAACAACCAUGCACACACACCCCCUAAAUACCAUGUAAAAAACCACUGUGUAUGGGACAUUUUCCCCUUUUAAUAACACUUUCUUCUUGCUACUUUUAAAUAAAAUUUCACUUUAAGUGUAUAAAUAUAGUUACAUAUCAGAAGUUAAUAUAAAACCUUGUUUUAAAGUAGAAAGCUUUGGAAUAGCUGUCUUAUUCUGAGUUUGAAUGCUAGAUAGAAAUAAUUACUACAAUUAUUCUAAAAUGGACUUAUUUAUAGAAAGCUACAGUUGAAGGAGUAGCAGAAGCAGCUGUCACCUCUUUCAUUCUGUUCCCCCCCAAACAGCAGUGUAUCUCCCCUGAAGUCAACCUUGGCUUUAAACAUCUAAGCAAUCAUGUCACACCAGCUUUUAUUUUUGAUUAAAACAUUUUAACAUUGAUUUUUUUAUUCUUUAAUUGUAAGCUAAGCAGGCACACACUGCGCCGUACCGUCCUGUAAUUAGCCGCUGUCGCUACCUGUUGCUUUGAAGCGUUCACAAUGAGAAAACAUUUUAGAAGUCAGGGCCCCAACAUCAGGAUCACAGUUAGCUCAUUGUUGGUAUUCACAACCAACUUGUUAUAUGCGCCUUUUUAGUAGAAUUGUAAUUAUUAGCGUGAUUUAAAUGAAUCACGCAGAGUUCACAGACACUCGUGCAGGAGGUGUGGGGAACAUGGUGAUGACUUGCUGUCAUGUUUAUCUGCAGCAGCAGUUCUUUUGUUUCAAAUGCGCUUCACGUGCCGUCACCAGGGGGAUCCCAGCUGAAGUGAUACAAUGAGAGGAAUCUCUGGGUUCUAUACGUCUUUCCAACUUUCCGUCUCCUCUGGUCGCGCCGCGUUUCACUGUGCUCUGGGUCUGGCGUUUUUGUUUCAUCUUUCAUCUUCCUCUCCUUUUUUUUUUUUUUUUUGGCUGCGAAUGUUAACGAUUGCUUUUUGUUUUGUCCAUCACAUACGCCUUUGCUCUGUCACAGAUUCAGACAUGUUGUCCACGGACACCCACACCGUCACAUGCAGGGAACUAUCUCGGCAGCAACAGGCUGCGAGGAUGCAUCGUGGAGAUUUUGUUUUUGCCUUAGAGCGCUCUUUUUGUCCUGUAAAAUGUACAACUCUGGUAAACCUGAAAGGUUUAGCUCAGCUUAGUGCUGGAUCAUACCACACAGUGUCCAAGUGAGCAUCCUAAAAUUUCUCUUCCACAGAUGAUUGUCUGUUUUGUGUGUGAUUGACAGCUCAGGAAAAAAAAAAGUCAAAUUUGAAGUAAUAGCAUUUAUUAUCACAUCACACAGAAGAUUUACCCUCAACUUGCAUCACCCUCUGUGCAGAUAUAGACAGAAACGUAAUGUAUUCCUGAUUCUCAGGGGGAGUCAGCCCUUUUAACCCCCAACCAGAACCGUUCACACUUCAAACACAAUAUCCUCCUGAUUAGGUUGCAGCAGUCCCAGCAGCACACAAAGGCUGCCCAGCCCCAGUUGUAUUCAAACUCCUAAUGGCUCCCCUGCUGCACAGCAUCAGCACAAUGACCUCAGUUCGCAGCGUAAUUUAGAAAAAAAAAAGGCAAAGCUCUACCUGUCAGACUAGGUGAGUGGAUAUUACUGCCUGUUGUUUGCUUUGAUGGUAGAGAGAGAAACCGGGAUGCAACGAGAGGAAAAAGCGAGGAAAGAAGCCAACCGUAACCAUGGCAGCGCUUUCUGAUUCUUCUUUUUUCCCCCUCUCUCUCUCUCCUGCAAAAUCACUCAGUAAAAAUAAAUAUCCUCAUUAAUUUUGUGGCAGACUAGAGGGUCUUGAGGCUUGUUGUCCAUUUGCUGCUCUGAGGAUUCCCUUUUUGUGUGAGUGUUGAGAUAAGAGACUAAAGCAUCAUCAGCUCGCAGUGAAUAAUAAGAGCUGCAUGCGCUGAAUCCUAAACAGCAGGGAUUCUACACCAUUUGUGUCAAAUGAGGAGCUUUCCUUGGACAUUGUGUGGUUGGAAUUUCCCCUUUUUUUUCUUCAUACAUUUGUCUAAUUUUUUUACACAUACAUUCCAUGUCUCUAUUAAAUAGUGAUAAAACACAGUCCAGCACUUUCCCAAUAGAUUACAUUCCUGUUCAUCCCAACAGUCAACAAUCUCUGGCUUCACUUAUUUUAAAGACAACGCAUGUCCACUGACAUGUGUUGUGGUCAAAUUGCUCACGCUGAGACAGCCAUGUGAAAAUGUUCAGUUCAGAUCCCGACUUCGGACAGGCGCUCUAUAUUAAGUAACUGGGGAGGGGAAAAAAGGGGGCAGAACAGAGCUGAAUCCCAAUUGGGCUGUGGCUUUUUAUAACAAAGCCAGAUUCAUCCUGCCUGCUGGUUUGUCAAUAGGGACACUGUUUCUGUUUGAGUUUUUUUUUUUCUUUUACGACUUUAGGACUGUUUCUAUGAAAAGAGCUGUUAUUUAUGACAGGAGUGAAGGGGCAGAGGCCAGUCUUUCUACAGUUUAAUGAGAUUAAUCUGUUCUGAGGAGACUCUAUGAAGUGUUCCAUUAACGGGAUAGUUUGUACCUUUUUUUUUUGGAGUGAGGUUCUAUUCAAAGGUUAUAAGCUGCUGAUAUCUUAUAAAACCUUCUUGGGAUUUAUAAAGUGUAACAUAGUAUGUGAUAUAGGCUAAGUCUAACAGUUUCUCUGAGAGGGAACAAGACCAAAGCAGAUUUCUUCCAUCUUAGAACAUCUCAAAAAUGCCAUAGAAGUUCAUUCAAUUGCUGUCUUUAUGAGUCUUUAAACCAGUGGUGUCCAAAGGGUGGCCUGUGGGCUCUUUGUAGAUAUUAUAAUGAUAUAAUAUGACCACAGUUCAAGAAUGGUUGAAAUUUGACUCACAAUCAGUUCACGAAGACAGACACAUUUAAAUUUAAAAUGUAAACUAUUGGAUAGAUUCAUCUUAUAUUAUCUCAGAUUUUCUUUUGUUUUUUGCUUUUACUCUAAUUCACAGUAAAUAGGAUCACAAACAUGCAUCUUUUUCCACUGAUAAAAUAUCUGAUUAUGAUAAUAAUCAUACAGUUUUUAAAGAAAGUAGGGCUUAUAUACCUUUCUUAUUGUCGAGAUCACAACUUUUCCAGACUAAAACAAAAAUAAUAAUUGACCAUUAUUUGUAAAAAAAAAAAAAAAAAAACUUUUAAUAGCAAACAUUUGAGAAACUCUUUCAGCUUCAGAUCAACAAUGAUUUUCAAACAUGUGAGUACCCAGUAGUUUCAUUAAAAUAUUGGAAAUUUUGUUACUUACCAUGGGUCUAUGGGUGAUGGAGGUUGGGGGGGAGUGUGCCACUAAUUAUCUUCCGGUGUGAAGCACAUUUAGAGAACACGUGAAGCAUUUCUGGUCAAAUGACUGAAAGAAAUGCAAAGUAGCAUAAAUGGUUAAUUAUAGUAAUCAGUCAGGUCCUAUAAUGUCCAUAAUGUGGACACAUCAAGCAGAAAUGCUGGAAUGGACAAAUGCAGAGGGAACCUUUGCACUCGCUCUCAGCAAAGGUUUGACAAUACUGGCCACUGCUUUUCCUUAUCUGUUUUAUGUCACAUUAAAAUAAAAUAAAUCUUAAUGUUUUGUUUGUCUUUUGGCCUGUUCAAAUGAAAGACACCUACAAGUAGCUGUUAAGUUUUAUUCUGAAAAAUAAAAGUAGAAAAAGUGGAACAGAAGUCUUUCUUCUUCUAUUCAGUAGCUAUUGUGACAUUGGGGGCACACCACCACACACCUCCAUUUCCUGUGUAAACAUUCUUCAGCUUUUUACAUAGAUGAAACACCCUGGUAACGUGUCAAUGGUCUAAAGGUUUUUAAAAUAACCAUAGCAUGUGAUGUAUUUGACAGUUGUUUUAAAGGGCAGACAUUUUGUUUAGUCUGGAUCCCUCUGUUUUUUUUUGUUUUGUUUUGUUUUUUGGGAGGGGGGUUUCUACAGAACCUCAUCUCAAAAAUUCUGAACUAUCCCUUUAUGGUGAUCAUGUUGCUGUGCUUAAGCUGUCAGCAAGAUUUGAACAGGUCUUCUCCAAUUUGCUGCGAAUGCUAAAAACAAGUAAAUAAAAGUAAUUAGUUUCAGUUUAGUUUAGUGUCUUGAAAGAGGUAAUGGGCGCAUAACAACAAAUUUUAGAACUCCUGUUCAAAUCUUGCUGUUGUUAAGAAACCUUGUACAAUUAUUGUACAAUAGCUUUGUAUUUAUAACACACAAAAAUGACAAUUGUAUUGUAUUUUAGCUAUUUUUUAUUUGUCUCGUGUAGAGUACUAUUAACAAACAACUUCUUGUAUUGGCAUGUAUGUACUAGUUACACAAUGUCAAUGCACGUUUUAUACCAGAACCUAUUCAGACACCUUGAUGUUCACCUAUUCCACUUAUAGAGCUGUUGUAUAUGUAGUCAGCAAUCAAACAAUGCUUUUCUAAGGAGAUUUAUACGGUAAGGAAUUUACUCCAGUAUGUUUUAGAUGAUGCUGGAUGCGAAAUGAAACUACUGCCAAAUAAUUUUACAGAGUUUUGAAUUCAUUUUCAUGUUCUAAACAUCUAAAGGUGAUCUUACUCUUCAAAAUAGAAAAUGUGGCUAUGAAGAUGUCAUGUUUAACAAAUAUUAAAUGCAAUUCAGCAGUGUUGAGAGUGAAAGGAACUCAUCCAAAAUCUUAAGCAUUAAUCAGAAACAAAGAAAACCUUUGAUUACAUUCCUUAAAACACAAUUUACGAGUUAUUUGUGACAAUACAUGCAUUGUAAAACUUUGUUUUAUCAAUGUUGUUUAUGCUUAUUGCUGAUAAAUGUGCACAUUAUAAAUCUUUGCCUGCAUUGAACCAUAAGCUAAUUAGAAAUGCACCAGUUGAUCUGCUAGACACUGGAAUCAGACGGUUUGUCCUGAUUGGCUCAUUGAUAAUGGGGGACUGGCUAGCUCACACCUGAUUGGUGCAUGUCCAAUAAGGAUCUUUUAAUAUACAUGAAAGUUAACAUUCAUGUUGCUCCUCACUUUCUGACAUCUACCGUCGUGUUCACCUGCUUGUGUACCUCUUAUCAGUCUCAUUAAAUUUAUGUCUAUUAGUCCUUAUUAAUGUGCAAACAAGGAAGCAGACAUACAUUAAAAACUGCUUCUGCCCCUUUUGAUACAAGAUGAACUUUGCUACUUAAAUACCUCCCAGCUUUGUUACACACCUGUUCAAGUCCAUUUUAUGUUAAUACCAAAAGAAAACCUUAGAUGAAAACUGUUUGAGUUUACCAAGGCUUAUAGUAGCUAAAUUACUGAGUUGAUGCAUAAGCAUUGAUCAAAAUUGUAUAAAAUAGAUAAAUCAGGGGUUUUAUGUUGUUGUUUUUUGCGGGAGCUUAAAAUAAAAUUUUUAAAUAUAGUUUUCCAUCAGUGUGACUAUUUUGAAUGAUUGGUUAAUUUGCACGUGUAUCUGGAGCAACUCUCUCCAUGAAUCAUUCUGGCUCCUCUUAAGGGAUUUUAAGUGUCUAUGAAGGGAAAGUCCCCAACGUAAUACAAAGCCUGGAGAGAUUAGAUUGUAUUUGUAGGGAAAUAAAACACAGAGGAUUGGAUAGUUAAGUCUUCCUUGUAUAUUUUCUGUGUUGAUUUGUCUUAACAUGUUGUAAUGUUACUGAAGGACGGUUUCAAUAUUCCUGCGCUGGUGUUCUUCUAUGUCCUCCAAGCUGUAAUCCAACUUAAAUUCAGGUAUUAAAUCUGCUUUUGACUGAGAUAAUAAAAUCACUUCAUUGGUCAGGUGUUAGCAUUUGAAAGUUUGUAACUGUAAAUAAGAUGGGUUUAAAAAAAAUAACACUGAAAAUUCUUCUGAAUGUCAAUCUACUUAUUGCUAGACUGUUCACGACGUCCACAUUGUCUUUUAAAAUAAACAACAUGACUGUUUAA